AUGACGACUAUAAUGAGUACCAAUAUUAACAAUACCAAGUCAUUUAAAACCAAAUUGAAAACAAUAAAGAAGGAAUUGAUGUCUACCUCCACAUAUACAUUGACUAGAUGUAAAUCAACCACAUCUUCUACAACAUCAACAGUAGCAUCAGCAUCAGCAUCGACGCCUUAUUCAAGUCCUUAUUCGAGUAAUAAUACAUCACCUAGAUCAGUUGUAUCGGCUACGUUUGUAUCAUCUACACCUGAUUUGAGUCAACAACCACAACAUUCAUCUUCGUCUACCUUUAGAUAUCGAAGUCUGUCAUUCUCACAGCCAUUUGUCAAACUUACUCAAAUCAACCAUAGCCAUCAAAAUAACAAGCACAGCAGUCCUCAUUUCCUUCAUCUACCAUUACAUGCUCAACGCCAAUCAUCAAACACCAGCACAACACCAUUGUCUUCUCCUUCUUAUGAACCAACAUAUGACACUUGUAUACCUUUAGAUUAUGACCAUUUUACAUACACAAACACCGCAUCACCUAAACUCACUCCCGAAGAAGAUGAAUCAUGCAAUGGCAACUACUACCACUACUACGACGACAGUAUUAACAGCAGUAACAAUGAUAAUAAAUGGAGUUCUCACCAUGCAGCCUGUAUAAAGGAAGAAGUUAUAAUCCCCCCAUUACCCGAUAUCCAUGAGUUCAGUUCGAGACAUAACCACCACCACCAUCAAAGUGCUCCUAGUAUUAUUGGCAACAAUUCAAGCACCAGCUUGAAUCGAUACAAUAAUAGUAAUAAUAAUAGUAAUGGCAUAAGUCGGAAUGGAAGUGCCAAUAUGAGUCGAAGUGUGAGUUUGGACAGUACUAAUUUGUCGCUUGGUGACAGCGGGACACCAACUCCAUAUUGUUCCAAUACUCAUUCCAAGACUAAUUCAGUUGAUGAAAGAGGCAUAUAUGGUAAGGGUGAAAAAAGUGCUGAUAAUGAGAAUGCGGUUGUUGGCGUUGGUAACAAUGAAGGGAAUAGGGAGGACGAUUUGGCUACUAAUAUAUUGAGUGUAAUCAAUAUGAAAGAGAUCAGUUGGGAUAUUUGA
Lodderomyces margitis is the source of this 1068-nucleotide messenger RNA. RefSeq lists its product as uncharacterized. NCBI's taxonomy places the organism in Eukaryota, Fungi, Ascomycota, Pichiomycetes, Serinales, Debaryomycetaceae. The transcript has a single exon. Bases 1 to 1068 code for a protein of 355 amino acids. The record is from RefSeq and is a predicted model, not a curated record.